UUUUUUUUCAUCUCAAAGCCAACAUGUUAGUAACUGCACAUAGAGAGAGGUUAACUGUGCGGGGGGAAAAAUCUGUCAGAGUUUCUUUAAAGCAGCCCUUUGAUUAACAUAGAUCCACCCAGUGGUUAUCCAGUUACCGACCUCUCUCUGACUAUUGGCCGGACAGAGUUAAUUAUGCAAGGUAGUGAAUCCCCUGUGGGGGAGGUGGGGCCAAAAGCUGAAAGAACUCUUUUGGCAAGCAGAAUAGAGCUUUUAUUGAGGAUAUUUCUAAGCUGACCUUCAGGGACCAAAUCACUGGAUUGUUUUUAAAAAAGGAAAAAAAAAAAGAAAAACAUCUCAGCUGAAUCACGCUGCUCUCCCCCCACACCCCUCUUCUUUCAUUUCUUUCCCUGUUUAAUUUCAGUGAGACAGACUGUAAGCUCACGCGGCGGCCGGCAGCAAGCAGAAUGCAAGGAAUCUGCUGUAUUUCCCCGUCUCGCGCAAGAAGCCCAGCUUGCUGCUGAAAGGACGAGUGAGAGGGAGGCAGAGGCAGAUCCAAGGAGGGGGCAGCGGUCGGGGAGGACUCCGGCUUCGCUGCGGCUCAGAGGAGGAAAAAGCGUCCGGUCUUGUCCUGUUCUGCUCCACUCUGCACUUGUUGCCUGAGGUGCGUGAGCUCCUCCCUCCCUUCCACGGUGCCUGCUGUCAGCUCCAUCCCUGGGCGGCCGAGGCCAUGCUGCUGCUGGUGCUGCAAGCCCUCCUGCCCUGCUUCUGCACCCUGCUGCCCGGGGUGGAACCCGCCGUGUCCCUGGAGGACUUCUACCCCUUCGGUCCUGACCAGGGGGACGCCCAGACCACCGCCCAGGACGAUGGAGGCUCCGGGCUCCGGGAAAUUUCUGUUGCCUUCCCGUUCUUUGGUGACAGACACUCGGGACUCUACGUUAACAACAACGGUCUUGUGUCUUUCCUGAGGGAGGUCUCUCAGUUUACACCGGUGGCUUUUCCAAUUGCUGGCGACAGAAGGGUGGUGGCGCCGUUCUGGGCCGAUGUGGACAACCGUCUGGCAGGGAGCGUCUUCUACAGGCAGAGCCAGGACGCUUCCGUCUUGAGGAGGGCUUCAGGUGAUGUCAGGACGUACUUCGCAGAGUUCCCCGACUUCAACGCAACAUGGGUGCUCAUUUCUACUUGGCACCAAGUCACUUUCUUUGGAGGAAACUCCCAAACGCCGGUUAAUACUUUCCAGGUGGUGCUGAUUACAGACGGAGCGCUUUCCUUUACCAUAUUCCAGUACAAUAACAUCACCUGGACAACAGGGAGGCAUGCCAGCAGUGGAGGAAACCUUGUGGGAUUAGGGGGGAUUGCAGCACAGGCAGGCUUUAACGCUGGCGACGGCAGGCGCUACUUCAACAUUCCGGGCUCUCGCACCUCCGAUGUGGUCGGCUUAGAGGAAACGACCAACGUCGGCUACCCGGGCAGAUGGGUCUUCAGAAUAGACGACGCAAACGUGGAAGUGGGAGGCUGCAGCUCUGCCUCGGUGUGUCCGCACCUGCGUCCGUGCCUGAACGGAGGCCAGUGCAUCGAUGACUGUAUUACAGGCAACCCCUCCUUCACUUGCUCCUGCUUGGCUGGCUUCACCGGGCGCUGGUGCCAAAUUAAUGUCAACGAGUGUGCUUCCAAUCCGUGCCAGAAUGGUGGGAGUUGUAAAGAUCGGAUUAAUGGUUUCAUCUGCGAGUGUCCUCCCGGAUACAUGGGGGUUCACUGUCAAACAGACAUUGACGAGUGCGAAGACAGACCAUGCCUUAACAACGCGUCGUGCGUACAAGGCAAUGGCAAUUUCACCUGUGUGUGUGAGCCGGGUUUCACCGGGGUGCGCUGUGAGACAGACAUAAACGAAUGUGAAUCCCAGCCGUGUCUGAAUGGAGGAGAAUGUGUGGAUCAGGUGACCGGCUUCACCUGCGCGUGUCUCGCUGCGUUCACUGGGACUUUCUGCGAAACAGAGCUGAUGAACUCCACUGAGCCACACAACCAAACAGUAGAAUGCCUUUGCCAGAAUGGAGGCGUCUGCGUGGGCAUCAAUGGAACCUGUGAAUGCCCUCCAGGCUACACCGGAGCCUACUGUCAGCUUGGAAUAACUCAGACCCUGUGCAGUAACAGCAGAACAUGUCCUGAUGGAAGUCCCUGUUUGGAGUAUGGAGGAGCUUAUCUUUGUACGUGUCACAUUGGAGUAGAGCCUGAUCAUAUGGACUUUUACCCUGUACAGCCCCAGUCGGUCUGCGACUCCUCGCCUUGUCUGAACGGCGGGUACUGCUACGAACGAGACGGAGGCUACACCUGCGAGUGCAGAUAUGGAUACUCUGGCAAACAUUGUGAAAAAGUUAGACUUAAUACAUGUGCGUCGAGCCCCUGUCGUAAUGGAGGCUCCUGUAAGGAAGAGGGAGGGAGCUACAGAUGUGUGUGUCCUUACAGAUUUACUGGAAAACACUGCGAAGUGGGAAAGCCAGACCCCUGUUCCUCCACUCCCUGCCAAAACGGUGGAACGUGUUUUCACUACCUAGGAAAGUAUAAAUGUGAAUGCACUGACGAAUACAGCGGAAAAGACUGUCAAAUAAGCCGGAGCUUACUACAUCCCUCUGCAGAGAUUAACGAGUGCUUAUCACAGCCUUGUCUCAACGGCGGUUCUUGUCAGAACAAGAUUGGGUCCUAUAAGUGUGUCUGCAAGGACGGCUUUAGGGGAAAAAGCUGUCAGAUUGACACAAAUGAAUGCCUCUCUGAGCCCUGCAUGAACAAGGGGACAUGUGAGGAUCAGCCUGGUUCCUACUUGUGUCGCUGUCCACAAGGCUUCAAAGGCCAGAACUGUGAAAUAGAGCAAGAUGGUUGUGAGUCCAGCCCCUGCCUGAACGGAGGCGUGUGUCGGGGUUACAGACAGUACUACGUGUGUACGUGUAAAGACGGUUUCUUUGGGGAACGCUGCCAGAUGUUGGAGGACCCAUGUGUGCUGAAACCUUGUGGAACUCGAGGCAGCUGCUGGAGUGACAGGAGAGGAAACUACAACUGUGUCUGCAAAGUGGGCCUCACAGGCAAAGACUGUGAGAAAGACCUGUUACCCCCGUCUGGUCUCCAUGUACUGCGCGUGGAGGAGAACGAGGUGGAACUGCGCUGGGAUCAGCCAGACCACUCCCACCGAGUGCUCAGCAUGUUCGCUGUGACCUACGCCCCCCUGGGCAACAGCACCCCCAAAACGGACUACCUGGACAAGCAGCGCUCCACUCACGUUCUGCGGGACCUGGAUCCCGGCAUGCUGUACAACAUUUCCACCGUCUCCAUCAAACUCAAAGCCUACGGCAACGACACGAGCCAGCCUGCCACUGCGCUAAUUCGCACAAGACCGCAGCGGGUGGAAAAGCUGCAGCUGCUCAAUGUGUCGUCCUCGCAGGCCUGGCUGAGCUGGCUGGUCGAGGCUGCUCAUCAUGCAGCCGUCAGCAGGGUGCAUGUCUCUUUAAUGCCUGCAGAUGGGACCGAGCCUCUCACUGUUGCACUCAACUCGAGCGUCACUGAGCACACUUUCAGUUCAUUACAGGCUGGUCACAUGUAUACAGUGGAUGUUUUGACUCAAAGUGGGAUCAGGCCAGAUGAAUUUCCUUCCACCAGUCACUCAGCAGGACCUCUGCAAUUCUGGACAAGGCCUUAUCCCCCACAGAAUCUUUCCCUGUCGCAUGUGACCCCCAAUUCAGCACUGAUCACCUGGAGCCGCCAUCCGCGACAUGUCCCAGAUGGUUUUGUGAUCAACGUAACCCGUGGUCUGAAUACCAGGAGUCGCUUCCUGCCUAAUGGGAAGUUAGGUUCGUACACACUCCGUGAGCUGACACCAGGACAUCACUACUACGUCGCUCUCAUGUCUGUCAAAAGCACGGGACAGGAACAGAUCCACAGCAUACCGCAGCACUUAUCUUUUACCACCUUGCCAACGCAGGUCAGACCUGGGAGGAGGGAGCGGCCCACGGUAAUGGGACGUGGGAUCCAGACUGUGCGCGUAUUUCCCACAUCUCACCCUCAAGACCUGGGCGGCAGCACGGAAAUAAAGAACUCAGAAGAGCUGUUCAGAUACACUGAGCUGGUUGACCGGAGGGGGAAGAUAACGGCUAGGUUUUCCCACUUAACGCCGAAAGUGAUCCGACAUCGUACCAGACUUCCACCUAUCAGAUUAGAAAAGAUGGAAGAAACAACAAACAAACUUAGCCUUGCAUUAGAGAUGGAGGAAAAAGCUUUGAGAACACAUCCUGAGUCGCCCCAGGACUGCCGCAGUCUGCCCUGCCAGAACGGAGGGACGUGUGUGAACGAAAGGGGCUCCGUCGUGUGCAGCUGUGCAACGGGUUUCAAGGGCAGACAGUGUGAACUGUUGUGCCAGCGAGUGCCCCACCCAUGCACCCGGCUCUUCUCCGAGACUAAAAGCAUACCUGUCUGGGAGGGCGGAGUGUGCCACUAUCAGUACAAAAGGACAUAUAAGGUACAGCAGGACGUGUGCUAUCAGGAGAUUUGUGAGCCAGUGAAAAGUCAAACCGGAAGAGCAAGCAGACACCAGUAAUAGUGUUUGUUUUUUUUUUUCACAAGAAAAAUCAAAAGCAAGCUGGAUGCUGAUGAAAGUCAUCACUGUCAUGUGGAGAACCUCCUAGCUACAUUUUUGGUGUAUAUAAUCUACUUGAAUUGUCUGAUUAUGGUGAUUUUUUUUUUUUUUUUUUUUUUGUCCUGAGAACCCCUGUCAAGACCCACCGUAACCAUUUCACAACCGUUCGCUCAUCCGGAUACAGAACUUCCAUCCUCGAAGUUUCGUUUGCAGGAAAAGGAAGGGAUCGACGGACGACUGACCCCCACGUUAUUUAUGACGUUUGCUGGCAGAUACUAUUUUCACACUUUUUAAGCAAAUUUGGAUAAGAGACCUUAUAUACCUCAUUUCCAUGCAGAGACACAAGGAGAGGGUUUGAUUUGUGCUCCAGCUGCAGGUUUGUCCCUCAGGGAAAUAAUCACAGAAUGCCCAGAGUCCCUACAUUUUCCUCAUGUGUCCUUAUGAAAUAAUAGAAAAUGUACAAUACAUUGUCACCACGGCCCAUGAAUUGAUCUCCUCUGCCCUGUGUUUUCUAUGUAAAAUAUCUUACUCUGUCUUAGCGGGCAUCGCUGCUUGAUACUCUGUAAAUAGUGUUUAUAGAUCAUUUUGUAGGUGGAUAUUUUAUUAAUAAAAAUGGUAAAAAUGG
Molecule: messenger RNA, 5222 nt
Organism: Xiphophorus hellerii (green swordtail)
Lineage: Eukaryota; Metazoa; Chordata; Actinopteri; Cyprinodontiformes; Poeciliidae
Gene: sned1
Product: sushi, nidogen and EGF-like domains 1
Exons: 30
Coding region: 710-4558 (1282 amino acids)
Biological process (GO): cell-matrix adhesion; Notch signaling pathway
Molecular function (GO): calcium ion binding; Notch binding
Source: RefSeq, a predicted model, not a curated record